AUUGCGCGCGCCCGAGCAUGGUUCACCCAGCUGCAGCGGCGGCGCCGGCAGACUUCGUGUCUUCUCGAACCGGAGCAUCCGGAUCGAAGUGCGUGGAGAUGCGAACUCACCGACGCUACACCUCCGCAUGGUUCUGAAUCCCAUUAGGACCUUGUUUUGGACGGUUUUCUGAUGGCGUUGCUGAAAACGAGGUGGUGAGCCGCCGGGUGUUGCUGGACACUUUCCCCUCGCUGUUUCUUUCUCUGAAGACAUUACGUGUGCAACGCCGUUUUCCACUCUCAAGGAAUCAUGACGACCGGUCAGGACGAGAGUUCAGUCCGCGUGGCGCUGAGGGUUCGCCCUCAGCUGGCCAAAGAGAAAAUCGAAGGAUGCCACAUCUGUACAUAUGUGAUGCCUGGGGAGCCUCAGGUGAUCCUGGGGAAGGACAAGGCUUUCACCUACGAUUACAUCUUCGACAUGGACUCUCAGCAGGAAUCCAUCUACAGCACCUGUACGGAGAAGCUGAUUGAGGGGUGUUUCGAGGGCUACAAUGCCACCAUCUUUGCAUACGGACAGACUGGCUCAGGAAAGACCUACACCAUGGGCACUGGAUUUGACAUCAACAUAGCAGAGGAGGAGCUGGGAAUCAUUCCCCGGGCUGUGCACCAUCUCUUCAAGGGCAUCGAGGAGCGUCGGCAGGCUGCCCAGGAGCAGGGGCGCCCAGUUCCAGAGUUUAAAAUUAACGCUCAGUUCCUAGAGCUUUAUAACGAGGAAGUCCUGGACCUGUUUGACUCCACAAGAGAAAUGAAGCAAAAAUCCCACAUCAAGAUUCACGAGGAUGCCAACGGUGGAAUCUACACAGUAGGCGUGACCACACGGGCCGUGUCCUCUGAGGCAGAGAUGAUGCAAUGUCUGAAACUCGGUGCCCUGUCUCGCACCACUGCCAGCACACAGAUGAACGUGCAGAGUUCCCGGUCACACGCCAUCUUCACUAUCCAUCUGUGCCAAGUUCGAGUCUGUGCCUCUGACAAUCAAGACAAUGAUACCGAUAACAGAGUGUCCAACGGCAACUCUGAGGUUGACGAGUACGAGACUCUCACAGCCAAGUUUCACUUCGUGGAUCUGGCUGGUUCGGAGAGGUUGAAGCGGACGGGAGCGACUGGGGAUCGAGCCAAAGAGGGCAUUUCCAUCAACUGCGGUCUGCUUGCUCUGGGAAAUGUAAUCAGUGCUUUAGGUGAUAGGAGCAAGCGAUCAUCACAUGUGCCUUACAGAGACUCCAAACUUACCCGACUGCUGCAGGACUCGCUGGGAGGAAACAGCCAAACAAUGAUGAUCGCCUGCAUAAGUCCAUCUGAUCGUGAUUUCAUGGAAACACUCAACACUCUUAAGUAUGCUAACCGGGCCAGGAACAUCAAGAAUAAGGUGGUGGUGAACCAGGACAAGGCCAGCCAACAGAUCAGCGCCCUGCGGACGGAGAUCGCUCGGCUGCAGAUGGAACUGAUGGAGUACAAGACUGGAAAACGUUUGGCAGGCGAGGACGGCGUGGAGUGUUUCAGCGACAUGUUCCAUGAGAACUCAAUGUUGCAGACAGAGAACAGCAACCUGAGGGUGAGGGUGAAGGCCAUGCAGGAGACCAUCGAUGCACAGAGAGCACGGCUCACCCAGCUGAUCAGUGACCAGGCCAACCAGGCUCUGGCCAGAGCAGGUGAAGGGGGAACUGAGGAAAUUGGCAACAUGAUCCAGGGUUAUAUCAAAGAGAUAGAAGAUCUAAGAGCGAAACUCUUGGAAAGUGAAGCUGUGAAUGAGAAUCUGCGGAAGAACUUAUCCAGAGCAUCCAACCGGCAGUCGUUCUACGGAGGGACGGGAUCCUUCUCCACAACAAUGCUCGCCCCUGAGAAGGAGACUUCAGACAUAAUUGAGCUUGCCAAGAAAGACCUGGAGAAACUGAAGAAAAGGGAGAAAAAGAAGAAGAAGAGACUCCAGCUGCUGUUGGAGGAGAGAGAGAGGGAGGAAAGGGAGGAGGUUGAGGACUCCAGCGCCAACAAGGAUGAGGUUCCUGACAAUGAACAGGAAAAGGGUACAGAAAAGGAAUUGGCAGAGCGAGUAAAUGAAGAUGGAGACAUGGAAGUACAGGAGGGCAGUGACCACGAGGAAGCAGAUGAGGAGGAAGAGGAGGAAGAAGAGGAAAUGGAUGUAGAGGAGAGUUCAGAUGACUCUGAUUCUGAGUCGGAUGAGAAAGAGAACUACCAGGCUGACCUGGCCAACAUCACCUGCGAGAUCGCAAUCAAGCAGAAGCUGAUCGACGAGCUGGAGAACAGCCAGAGACGCCUGCACACGCUCAAACAGCAGUAUGAGCAGAAGCUGAUGAUGCUGCAGUGCAAAAUCAGAGACACACAGCUGGAGAGGGACAGAGUCCUCCACAACAUGAGCUCUGUGGAGAGCGGCUCUGAUGACAAAGCUCGGAAGAUCAAGAACGAAUACGAGAAGAAGCUGAGCAUCAUGAACAAGGAGCUCCAGAAGCUGCAGUCGGCCCAGAAGGAACAUGCACGCCUUCUGAAGAACCAGUCGCAGUAUGAGAAGCAGCUGAAGAAGCUUCAGAUGGACGUGGUGGAGAUGAAAAAGACCAAGGUCCGUCUGAUGAAGCAAAUGAAGGAGCAACAGGAGAAGAACAGGAUGAAUGAAUCCCGCAGGACUCGAGAAAUUGCUACCUUAAAAAAGGACCAGCGUAAACAGGAGCACCAGCUGAAGUUACUGGAGGCUCAGAAACGGCAACAAGAGCUCAUUUUGAGAAGGAAGACAGAGGAGGUUACGGCGCUGAGAAGACAAGUCAGGCCCACAUCAGGAAAGGUUGUCAGGAAAUCCAAUGUGUCAGAGAUGGACUCAUCUCACCGGCCUCAGUCGGGACGCAUGUACGCCCCGGGAAAUGCCGCUCCCAAUGGAACUCGGUCUUCAUACAGGCGUGCAGGAAUCUACUCCACCAGAACUGCCCGCAACAAGUGGCAGUCCCUGGAGCGAAGGAUCUCAGACGUCAUCAUGGAGCGAAUGACUAUUUCAAACAUGGAGGCUGACAUGAACCGUCUGCUUAAGCAACGUGAGGAGCUGACGAAACGUAAGGAGAAAGUCAUGAGGAAGAGGGAGCGUUUAGUCAGAGUGGGGCCCGAGGAGGAGAAGGCAGCUCAGUCUAUGAACGAGGAAGUGGACGCACUGACCGCCAACAUUGACUACAUUAAUGACAGCAUCGCUGACUGUCAGGCCAACAUCAUGCAGAUGGAGGAAACAAAGGAGGAGGCGGAAACUGUGGACGUCUCUGCUGUGAUUGGAUCAUGCACUCUGGUGGAAGCUCGUUUCCUGCUGGAUCACUUCAUGUCUAUGGCCAUUAACAAGGGCCUGCAGGCAGCACAGAGGGAGUCUCAGGUGAAGGUGAUGGAGGGUCGACUGAAGCAGACUGAGAUCACCAGUGCCACCCAAAACCAGCUUCUCUUCCACAUGCUGAAGGAGAAGGCAGAGUUCAACCCAGAGUUGGAUGCUCUUCUCGGGAACGCCCUGCAAGAGCUAGGUAGCGCUCCAGCUGAAAAUGGAGAUGAUAGCAGUAGUGAUGAAUCUGCCCAGAGUCCCUCUGCAGAUGGAAACACACUAGCAUCGGAUCUAACUAAAAUUUGCGGGGAAACUAAGACUAGAAGCAAGGCCCGCAGACGGACAACCACCCAGAUGGAGUUACUUUACGCCAACAGUGACUCGGCCCCCGACUCCCCGGCAGCAGACUUCACCAGCCCCAUGCUCCCAUUAGCGGAGACCCCGGAUGGAGGGGACAACGACUUGUCAGGUUCUUCAGUCAGGGACUACACAGCUCUCUCCCCUGGUUUCUCCUCUAAGAUGGGCAGCAUUCCCGGCUCCAAAGCAGCUGUGGAUAAGCGAGUGACGGAGCCUUCCCCACUAUCUCGCAGGAAGACCUAUGACAAGGCAGCAGCUGACAGGUCAAAGCUCAAAGAAUAUAAACAGAUGAACGGAUGUUCCCACCUUUCGUCCCUCCUCUGUUCAGUUUCUGCUCCUCUCCCAUCACCCAAGGGCGUGAUCAACCCAGUGCCGCUGACAAAGAGCAGUCGGGCCGCAGCGCUGCAGUGCGUCCAUGUGGCGGAGGGACACAGCAAAGCCGUCCUGUGUGUGGACUGCACUGAUGAUCUCCUCUUCACUGGAUCUAAAGACCGGACUUGUAAAGUUUGGAACCUGGUCACGGGUCAAGAAAUAAUGUCACUUGCUGGUCAUCCCAACAACGUGGUGUCAGUGCGCUACAGCUCCAGUCUGGUGUUCACCGUGUCCACCUCCAACAUCAAAGUCUGGGACAUCCGGGACUCGGCCAAGUGCAUCCGAACCCUGUCGUCGUCCGGUCAGGUCAACAUUGGCGACAUUUGUGCAGCAAGUGUCAGCCGGACGGUGGCCAUCCCGGCGGGCGAGAAUCAGAUCAACCAGAUUGCACUCAAUCCCAGUGGCACGGUUCUGUAUGCUGCUGCUGGAAACUCAGUCCGGGUCUGGGACCUAAGGAGAUUUGCCUCCACCGGGAAGCUGACUGGCCACCUGGGUCCGGUUAUGUGUUUAACAGUUGAUCAGUCUGCCAGCCACCAAGACCUAGUGAUCACAGGCUCCAAGGACCACUACAUUAAGUUGUUCGACGUGACUGAAGGCUCUCUGGGAAGCAUUGGUCCCACGCACAACUUUGAACCUCCUCACUACGAUGGGAUCGAGUCCCUGGUGGUGCAAGGCGACAUCCUCUUCAGCGGCUCCAGAGACAACGGGAUCAAGAAGUGGGACCUGGACCGCAAAGACCUGCUGCAGCAAGUGCCGAACGCCCACCGUGACUGGGUCUGUGCGUUGGGGUUGGUUCCUGGAUCACCAGCAUUGUUGAGCGGCUGCAGAGGAGGGGUGCUCAAACUGUGGCACACUGAAACACUCGCAACCCUGGGAGAGCUUAAGGGUCACGACAGCCCCAUCAAUAGCAUCUCCACCAACAGCAGCCACCUGUUCACCGCUUCUGACGACCGGACGGUGAAGAUCUGGCGUGCGCGCGGUGGCCUGGACAGCACCUUUGAGUCCGCUGACAACGCAGACGAGGUGGCCAGUAACUGAGCUUCUGCUCACCCUGUCAGAAUCCUCCCUCAUAGCACCGUCUCUCUCUCUCUCUCUCACUGUCUUCAUCAUCACCACCCGAUUAUAAGAAUUCUCUCUCAAUACUCUGCUGCUGCUUCACUUGGAUUCAGUGGCAUCACAGAACAUCUGCAGACCCGUUAAAAAAAAAAAAAAACAGCUGGUGUUUUCUGAUCGUUUUUGAGACCAAAAUGGUGGCAGAGCUCGCGGGUUGGUAGCUGGUCUUCACAACCCAGUUCUCCAGUUUUGGUGUAGCGGAUCGUUUCUCCGCACUUGAAGUUGAAUCUACUUUGGAAAACAAAACAAAAGUGGCUUUAUGUGAGUGAGACAAAGUCCCUGUUGCUGCACUUCCUCUUCCUUCCUGCUCCAGUUUUCGCAGCUGCUUCAGAUCAGCGACCAAAAUUGUCUCUGCUGUCCUGCACCACUCUUGUCAGCACUCGAGCACUUGUCUUACUAAUGACUGUUCAUCCUGCGUCAGUACCAGCAGGCCCUUCACUCUUCACUAGCCGUGCCCCUGCUGGGCCCCUCAUCACCUUGGAAGAGGGCUUCUGUUCAGGGGUCCGCCUAACCUGUAGCACUGUUCUCUGUGUAAGUGUGUUUCUCUCACGCGAGCUAGAGGCGAGGCCUUUAGACCAGUCGACUGUCUCCCCAUCCUACUGACUGAUCACAUUUGAAUGUUAACUACGUGUCGAAGGCAUUAAUCCAAUACAAACGUAAUGUACAUGAACAUAUAUUUGAGUCUGACUGAAUGUGCCGCGGGACCACUGAUCUCCACAAAGUCUCACUUGGACCAGAAUCGUCUUAAAGACUUGAUUCAUGUUCUCAGCUUUCUUCCCUUUUGACAUUAUUUAUUUGACAUUGUUGAGUUUCUUCUGCCAUUUUGUUGUCCCCCCACCUCACCCUGCCACUGUUCGUCACCCUCUACUGGAGUGGUAGAUCAUUUUGGCGGACCCUGUAGUGAUUCUAAUGUCAGAUGCCUUGUUAGAAUAAAUGUCAUCUGUCAAAAACAA
Synchiropus splendidus (mandarinfish) is the source of this 6128-nucleotide messenger RNA. It is a transcript of the gene kif21a, whose product is annotated as kinesin family member 21A. Bases 289 to 5100 code for a protein of 1603 amino acids. Lineage: Eukaryota; Metazoa; Chordata; Actinopteri; Syngnathiformes; Callionymidae. The transcript has 36 exons. The record is from RefSeq and is a predicted model, not a curated record. Gene Ontology annotation, molecular function: ATP binding; microtubule motor activity; microtubule binding. Gene Ontology annotation, biological process: microtubule-based movement; mitotic spindle organization.